Messenger RNA from Racocetra persica, 288 nucleotides. Lineage: Eukaryota; Fungi; Glomeromycota; Glomeromycetes; Diversisporales; Gigasporaceae. The record is from the annotation of a GenBank genome assembly.
AUGUUGUCAAAAGAAAUUUUAAACCAACUUCGAUAUUCUAGUUAUUGGCAAAGACCAUACACACAUGAUCUUGACGUUUUGGUAAGAAACCUGGAAUUACGAACAAAGGAAAGUAAAAAGGUCUUGGCAUUGAAGCAUAAACUAGAGAAGUCUGAGAGUACAAAUAAGAAAAAUGUGGCACCUUCCGUUGAUCAUCUUACCAAACUAGAACUAUUUCAAGUAGUUCUUCUUAUUCCUAGAUUGCUUAGUAUUACAACUAAUUACACAACUACUUCGGCUUCAUCAAGG